AAUGCAGCAGAGAAACAUAAAACCAGCUCAGUCCUAAGCGUUGCAUGAUAAGGAGCGCAUCUUUCUUUUUCUUUUUUUUUUUUUCUUUUUUUUUUCGCUCCCCCGUACUUUUGUAAGAAGCCAAGCAUUUAUAGGAGAGCAUUCGGCAUCAUCAGCUGUUCGAGGUUGGACUCUCAUUGCUGGAAGUCGGAGCUGAAGGAGUCACAUGACAGAACUGGAGGCAGGGAGCUAGAGAGAGGAAAAAGGCUCAGCAUUCCGCCUCGCACCGCCAUACUGUAGCCUCUUUUGAGCCAUUUCACAUUUUUAUUGCAACAUUUUACUCCCGCUCGGAGGGCAACUGGAGGAGAAUGACUGGUAAAACCCAGACCAGCAACGUGACCAAUAAGAAUGAUCCUCGUUCCCUCAACUCCAGAGUCUUCAUCGGGAACCUCAACACAGCCAUCGUUAAGAAGACCGACAUAGAGGUCAUCUUCGCCAAGUACGGCAAGAUAGUGGGUUGCUCUGUGCAUAAAGGUUACGCGUUUGUACAGUACAUAAACGAAAGGAACGCCCGAGCCGCCGUGGCAGGAGAAAACGCCCGGAUCAUUGCUGGACAGCCUCUAGACAUAAACAUGGCGGGCGAGCCCAAGCCUUACAGGCCCAAAGGCGGCUCCAAGCGGCCGCUCUCAGCUGUUUACAGCGGUUACGAGUUUGAUUACGAAUACUACAGGGAUGAUUUCUACAGCAGGCUUUUUGAUUACCACGGCAGAGUGGCCCCCCCACCCAGAGCUGUGAUCCCCCUGAAACGCUCCAGGGUCCUCGCUCCUUCCUCUCGCCGUGGGAAGACUUCCUUCCCUGUCAAAACAUCCUCCUCUUCUUCCUCUUCAUCCUCCAGACCUCCAACAUCAUCCUCCUCCUCAGGUGUCAAAUUGAAGACGGACCAGCUCCAGACCAUUAAACGAGAGCUCACCCAGAUCAAAAUGAAGAUCGACUCUUUACUGGGACGCCUGGAGAAGAUUGAGAAGCAGCAGAGGACAGAAUCCGAGGCUCAACGAAAAUACGAAGACAACUGCGACUCCCUGCACGAGGAGUCUGUGUCGGAGACGGCAGAAAACUCUGGGGAGGAGGCAGGCGAGGGGGCGCUGGACGUGGAGGCGGGCGAGAUGACCGAUGGAGGGGAGGACGACUACGAUGAGGAGGGCAGCCACCAUCUGAUAGAGAACCACGUAUCGGACAUCGACAACUGAGAAAAGGGCGAAGAAGCAAGCUCUCCUGGUUGUAGGUUUUAGAUAUCAUCAUCACCUUCGAGAGGCAGAAUAAAAAGGAGUUUGUGAAACAUGAGGAUUCGGGGACUGUAAAUUGUGUUUUGGAGAUGCCAAGUCGUGUUUGCAGCACAAACUGUUAAAGUAAAAUUUACCCAAGACCUGUUUUAACGUUUUUGUCCUGGAGUUUACUUCAAAAAGCAGCUUAUCACACAAAAGCACGAAAGGAAACAGGAAGAUUUAUAAAUAUUUGUUGAUGCUUUUAUGAAAUGUGCUUGCGCUGUAAUCUUACUACUCCUUUCUUUAGGCGUUUUUAUUUCUCAAACAUCAAAUGAAUAAGUGAAGGUAAGGACAAUCUCCGGUCGCAGAGUGGCACUCAGAAAAUAAAUGAGACGCCGCCGCCGUCUGCUUUUGGAUUUGGACUCAUGCAUAAGCCAAUAGCUGUGAGCAAAACGCCGUCCAGCUUUAUCCAUUUAUCACACAAGCGUCCCUGUGGGGCUGUUCCACCGUGCAUCUCCACUCCUGCCAAGUUUCAGAAGCAGCGAGGGCUUCCUGUGGCGGAGCGAGCCAACCCUGGCAGGGACCUCCUGAUGGGGAAGCAGGGCCCCGCUCGGCCCCGUGCAUCCCAACAUGCACUGCUGCUGUUCUCCUGCUCCAUCGCCGUCAUUCUGCACUGAUUCACAGCAUCUCAUCCAGGCGAGAGAGCGAAGCAGGAGCUUUCAAAAUGAUCGAGGGUUUGUUUUUUAUUAAGUUUCUACAACAGAGAAUAAGGGCCAAACUAAGAAAAUAAAAAAAUUUAUGUUAGGAAAAUAAAAGUCAUAAAAUUAUGGAAAUAAACAAGAUUAAAGUCGUAGUGUUACGAGAAUAGUAAUAUUACGACUUUAUUCUCAUGUGAGUUUAUUCCCAUAAAUGUGUGACUUUACUCUCAUAUUUAUUUAUAUUUUUCUUAGUAAUGCCCCAAUACUCCAUUGUAAGUCUAGCGUAUUUUAUUGGGAUUUAACUUGACAGAUCAGCACAAUAAAACUUGGUUCUAAAACAUUUAAAUAUAUUCAGCCCAUUUUAAUAUAACGAACCUUAAGUAAGAUGAAUUAUAACCACUUUCUGUCGUUUGAUUCAGGUGUGUUAGUGCAGAUACGAUUAAAAACGCCAUUUUGUUUCAGAGUCAUGCAGCUCUAAAUAAAUUUAGCUGAGCUGGACCAAAUGCAAAUGUGGCUCCAGAGAACUAAUAAAAUCAAAAAGUCAGUUUUACCAGAAAAAUAAAAUGAUCUCUCUUAGACUGCAGAACUUGCUUCAAAAUCCUCAAAGAUGCUUUUUUCCCUGUUACUUCUGCCACAUUUUUUCCUUUUGCUAAACUUCCCAGCUUCUUUAGAAACUACAUUUUGUGGCCUGCCUGUCUUACUUUGGGUGUCCAACUUCAGGUUUUAAGCGCCGAUGUUUUGCCAGUUUUAGAUGUAUUUUCACUCCAACAAAGCCGAUUCAAAUGUCGAAGUUCUGCAGAAGAUCUGCUACUAAAGCAUCAUCUGAUUCAGGUGUUGAACCAGAGAAAGAGCCGAAUCUCGCAGGAUACCAGCCCUCGAGUUUGGGCUGGUAUCCUGCGUAUCCUGCGAUACCAGCCCAAACUAGUUUACAGUUUGGGCUGUUUACAGCAAUUUAAUUGCUGUAAACAAUUAAAUUUGUUUACAGCAAAUUUAAUUUGCUGUAAACAAAUUAAAUUUCAAGAUUUUUCAUUAGCUAUAAGACAAAAUUAUCAAAACUAACAGAAAUACAGGUUAAAUUAUGUUGCAUUCUUAAGUAAAAUACAAAUUUCUCUUCUUAAAAUGAGAUUAAAAUUGAUUUUUUUUUUGACCACUGAAAAUAAGAGAAGCAGAUGUUUAAACUUUAAAGCAGAAUGUGAAGAAAAGCUCACUUCUCUCACUUUCAUAAACAAACCCAUCAGGUGCUGCCAAAAAACCGCUUAAAAAAUCAGAAACUGCCUUCAGCUCAUUCAAAGUCGGUGUCUGUUUAAUAAUGAUAAAGUGUAAUAUUUAGCACUAUUUUUGUAUCCAGGACACAUUUACUGAGAGAGAUCUGGCUCAUGUUUUCUCUGUUUUGUUUUAUUAUUAAGCAGUACGGUGAUGCGUCACAUCUUUUGCAAAUAAAAAUAAUCACACAAAGAAAAGUAAAAAAUUAAAAAAAGGAAACACUCCUUUCUUUCAUCUGUCAUCGUUUAUCUGGGUCACUUUGGAGCGUUUCUGGCUCGUUCGCUGUAAUUAAUCCCUUCCAUGUUUAUUUCAGCCGAUAACGACUAGUAGCAAAGUGACGCUGUGCUGACAGUUUGUUGAAAACUGGCUCGCUCCAGUAUUGUGGGACUUGUAGAGACGUGUAAGUGACAACUGUUGUAUAGAAAUGUACAUUUUUUUGUAAAGAUAUUUUUAUCAAACGGCAUGUUUACUGUAACUUUGUAUUUUCAGUUUUCAUUAUUACUCUAACUGUUGUGAGGCUGCUGGAGUCGUUGUCCUUGUAGAUAACUUUGUGUUCUUAUUGGUGAAUAAAACUAUCGUGUCCUGUA
Poecilia latipinna (sailfin molly) is the source of this 3789-nucleotide messenger RNA. Its product is annotated as RALY RNA binding protein like. Lineage: Eukaryota; Metazoa; Chordata; Actinopteri; Cyprinodontiformes; Poeciliidae. The transcript is spliced from 9 exons. Gene Ontology annotation, cellular component: nucleus. The coding region runs from base 348 to 1226 and encodes 292 amino acids. The record is from RefSeq and is a predicted model, not a curated record. Gene Ontology annotation, molecular function: RNA binding.